AACAAUUUCAAAGUAAGCAGCAUAGUGUUUGGCACGUAUAGGUUAGGAUAUCUGUUUUCACAAUUGAAAGUAUUUCGCCCCGAUUAGACGAUGUCGCGCGAUCGCCGCGAGAUGUUUGGACGUUACACGCUGGCCGACGAUCGUACGUGACUUCACCGGACGAAGUUACUCGUUGCACGUGCGUAGGAACUGUCAUGGAGUGACGGACACGGUCGAGGAGUGGACUGCACAUCAUUCGUGUGACCCUUUUCAUCGUGAUCCUCUGAUUAAGGUUAAAUCAUUGGUGAUUACUCGCUUUUCAACGGUGCACGUGGUUCAGCCGAGAGAGAUGACCUCGAGUGAAGCAGGCGUGUCGCACGGCGUCGCCCGGGAAGACGUCAACUGGCGGAAGGAUUUAAUUUCGCAGUUACGCGAGAGGAACAGAUCGCAAACCAAUUGCUUCGCAGAUCUCAUUAGCCUGCACAAUAGGUUAUUUGAAAAUACAAACACAUUGCGAAAUACAAAUAUGCAAUUGACAAUUGCUAAUGAGACUCUGCGUCGCGAAGCAGCCAAUGGUGCUAUCGGCAUGGGUGGAAGUUCCGAUAUCGAAGCUAGACUCCUAAAGCAAGCGGAGGAAUUGGCGAUGCUGCACAAAAGGAAAGGAGAACAUACGCAACAAAUAGUGGAUCUCAAUAACAAAUUACAGGAAAUGACAAAGGAACUUCAAGCGAAGGAAGCUAGCCUUGCAGAAAGUUCAGAAGCUAAUACUAACUUACGUUUAGAAAUAACUAAAUGCCUUGGUAGAGAGAAAGAUUUAGAAGGUAUUAAUCAGAUGCUCAAAGAUGAACACCAAGCCUUGCAACUCGCUUUUGCAUCUUUAGAAGAAAAGCUUAGAAAAACACAGGAAGAAAAUCGACAGUUGAUCGAGCGCUUAAUAAAAUAUAAAGCCAGAGAUGCAGAAAAGAUGAAUGAAGAAAAUGAUAACUUUUUAAGUUUUACGAGUCCAACAGCCUUUUUGAUGCAUACCUUAUCAAAAUUUGGGAAGAGACAGGCAAAGAUGCAAAAGGAAUUGGAAGAUGCAGCACGAGACACGCGACCUGUUAGUCCCGAUCGUUUAAGUUUAAAAGAAGUUGCUGGUCUUCCGACAGCAGUGCCAACGAAAGUAUCCGUAACGUUUAGUGCCCAUGAGGGGGAAGUAUACGCUGUUAAAUGGUCGCCUACUGAUAGAAUAUUGGCUACUGGUGGUGCUGACAGGAAGGUGAAGCUUUGGAACAUUACUAAAGGUACGUCGGAGAACAAGGGCAUCCUCGUUGGCAGCAACGCCGGUGUGAUGUCGGUGGACUUCGAUUCGACGGGCACCCUUAUUCUUGGAGCGUCCAACGAUUAUGCGAGCCGCGUUUGGACCGUCAGUGAUCUUCGCCUAAAGCAUACACUCACAGGCCACUGCGCAAAGGUGAUGGCGGCAAAGUUUCUUGGCGAGCCGUCGAAAGUAGUUACGGGAAGUUAUGAUCGGACUUUAAAAAUCUGGGAUCUGCGCAGCAAAGCAUGUAUAGAAACGAAAUUCGCCGGUUCGAGUUGUAAUGAUCUCGUAACUUCCGACGGAGCUGGCUCUACAAUAAUUAGUGGUCAUUUUGAUCAAAGGAUCAGGUUUUGGGACACUAGAGCCGAAUCCAGCUCAAAUGAUAUUCUGUUGGAAGGAAAAGUUACAUCCUUAGAUUUAUCCCGCGACGCAAAUUACCUUUUGAGUUGCGUGAGGGAUGACACGGUAAAACUGAUUGAUUUACGAAUGAAGAAGAUUGUCGGAUCGUUCAGCGCCGACGGUUUCAAAGUGGGAUUCGAUUGGACAAGAGCUGCUUUCAGCCCUGACGGGCAGUACAUAGCGGUCGGUUCCGCGGAUGGUUCCGUUUUCAUCUGGUCUAUAGUGACGAAUGCGAUCGAAACGAUACUAAAGGAACACACGGCAGCAGUAACGGCCGUGUCUUGGCAUCCACACGGCACGUACUUAGCGUCCGUCGAUCGUGCCAAGACGGUGACAGUCUGGGGCGACCACGUUUGACAGGAGGAGUGAUCCCGGGACAGACGAUUGUUGUUUCACGCAUGAGAAUCUCGUACCGUCUUUCUCGCAGAUGUGAAAAUGAAACGAACAUGCGAACUCGCGAUACCCGUCAGCAAUCCCGCGAGAAAUCACAGUGGUGGGCACCCAGCGGGAUAAUAAUCAAAAUCAUCGGUCGGUUUGGCCGCGCGGGUUGUAAAGCCUGGUAAGGACGCCGUUUCGAAGCUGUAAAGCGCAGACAUCGCACUGAACAAAUCCACAGCAGUGGUAGGGACUAUUGUACAUAAAAUUGCACUUAUUGUUACUCCCAGGUUGUAAAGAUCCCCUAUUUAGAAUAGUAACCUGCGCGCCACGGCCGCGCCGCGCCGUCUAUCCCCGGGAAAUUCAAGAAAUUAUCGUAAUAGUAACUGGUGUUUUUUCCGAGACUCACUAGAUAUAAGCUUUCUUUUGCUAACUAUAAAGGACAGCGUCGCGUGUCAUUAAUUGUCUGUAUGAUUCGGUCGCUCUCGGGAUCGGAGAUUCAUAAUAUAUAAUGACAUCCAUGGUGCUAUGACAAAAUGUUUACACGGGUUGAAUGUUUGCACGGAAUUAAUCCGCGAUAUAUACCAAAAUUAUUAUUUCUUUUUUUGUUUUUGUCCCACAAAAAAGUCAAUUAUUAUAUAUUAUAUAUUUUCUAGAGGAGUCGAAUGUUGCCAACAUUCGAACAUAAUAAAUGAUAUUUUUUGGAAUAUAGUGAAAUAAAGAGAUAGUGCUGAAUAGGAAACGCGAUUAGAUUUGGAUGAGAUUAUUUCCCCAGAAUUAACUGUGCAUUAUUAUUAGAAAUGAGGAAUAUUCGCAGUUUGAAUGUUUCCAGAGAGAAGAUAAUUAACUUAUUUUUGUCAUACAUCACGUAUUUUUGGAAUAUAAGAAUUGAGAAUUAUUUUAGAGAUAUCAGAUGAAUGCAAAAGUUCUUUUUACAAUGCAAAAUUAAUUCUGAUGGGACAAUCUCGCUAAUUUGUGGCACUGUAAUUUGAUUCGUCGCCAGACUCUCCGCCGUUACUGGAAUGACAUACGUCUUAAUACAAGUUCUGAUAGAACGGAAAUCAGAAUAGGGAUUAAGCGAAUAAGCACAAUAACAUAUUGAUAUUUAAUUAAUUGCAGGUAUAUAUGAUUUGUAUGAUUAAUGUUAGAAAAUCGUACGCCAAUCAAAGUCGAUCAUUAUUUUUAUUGAUAAAUGAGACGAUUGGCUAAUUAAAAUUAUUAACGUGCAAUUUUUUAUUGCAAAAUAAACUAUUGGAUAUUAAUCCUUAGAAAAAAAUUAUAAGUAUCUGAUCGAAAAGAACAGAAUACUCCGUAGAAUAAUAAAAUAAUUUAGAUUUGUAAACACAUCAGAUUUUUAUGUUUAUAAUAAUUUUCUAAGUGUUUCUAUAAUUAUCUUACAGUAUACUCAAAAGUAAUAAUUUAUUAUCAAUAAAUGCUUAUUCGGUUACACAUUAAUUGUCACACAAAUUUCUACCAUCUAUACAAAUAUUUUUUUUAUUUGUCUACGGAGCUCUUCGAUCAUUAUUUGAUAUUAUAAAUGUAUUUGCGUAAAUAUCUGGCAGCGACUUGUGUGAAUUUAAAAUUCAUGUACACACGUUCUGUGAAUCACACAUUAAAUAAUUAAAUAAUCCUUUAAUGGGCGUUGAUCACAUAAUUAAUUCAUCAUAUUACUUUAUUUGCAAUUUGUAAAACGAUUAGCUUCCAAUUAUCGUACAUAGAAUUGGUCAUUGGUUUGCAUAAUAUUAAGGGAAAGUUUUAAUUUUUAAAGAUAUAAUUUUUCAAUAAAUUUCUGCUCCAAUGAAAAUUUCAGAUGUAGAAUAUAAU
This is a messenger RNA of Wasmannia auropunctata (little fire ant), 3877 nucleotides long. RefSeq names its product autophagy-related protein 16-1 (gene Atg16). NCBI's taxonomy places the organism in Eukaryota, Metazoa, Arthropoda, Insecta, Hymenoptera, Formicidae. Gene Ontology annotation, biological process: autophagosome assembly. Gene Ontology annotation, cellular component: autophagosome membrane. Bases 329 to 2035 code for a protein of 568 amino acids. The record is from RefSeq and is a predicted model, not a curated record. The transcript is spliced from 13 exons. Gene Ontology annotation, molecular function: protein binding.